AUGACUUAUAUGGAGAAGCUGCAGGCAUGCACUGUCACUGAGUGCUCGCUGCUGUCAGCAGGACAGAGAGUGGUGAUCUGUGGUACAGCGAACCUGGACGAGGGGGAGCAUGUGGUGGGUGGUGCAGGGCAAGAGGAUGGGGGGAUAGAGGAGACAGGGGUGGAAGAAGGGGGGAGUGAAGAGGAGGAGGGAGAAGGAAGCGAAGCGGAGGAGAGUGAAGGGCAGGGGAGUGGGGAAGACGGGGAGGACGUUGAGUGA
This is a messenger RNA of Closterium sp. Naga37s-1, 258 nucleotides long. Lineage: Eukaryota; Viridiplantae; Streptophyta; Zygnematophyceae; Desmidiales; Closteriaceae. The record is from the annotation of a GenBank genome assembly.